CAUUUUCCGCGUUUAGAGCAAGCAACAACUGCACGCCUUUAGGCUGUAGGCUACCACUUGUCGGACUUUCCUUCCCGGGGCUGUUAUUAACAUUCUAUGACACAGCUUGCUUUCCCCCUGUCGUUUCAGAGAGUUCAAGAACAUCAGUUGAAAAUCCAAAACAAGAGGACGCGGACACUGUAACUGCCAAUUGUUAAUUGUGUCAUCCACUGGUUAUUCUACCGCAGUCUUCAGGAGAGCAGUCCCGGGGAGCUUUAUUUGUCAGCGUGCACUUACAUUUCCCUGAAUAUUUCCGCCCAGCCAACCUGUCAAAUAAAGCUGACAUUAAAACAGAGAGGACUCGCUAUUGCGCUCACAACCUCGGAGCUUAAUCGCGGAUAGCACUGAACGGUGUUGGAUGUCUUUCGCAUGACAGGACCUCGCUAAUAUCACAACACCUUGCUCCAGGAUUUGCACUUCGCUGCGCUGUCCUUUCUUACUAAGAAUGGGGAUCACCGUGCUUUUUGUCCUGUGCGUUCUCUCCAUGCCGGCUUUCGGCGCCGGUAACGCGGUCGCUAAACCCAGGAGUUGUACGGAUGUCAAGCAGUUUUACACCGGCAAGGGUUUCAGUCCAAGCGGACUACCACAGAGCGAAAUCUCUGGUGAGCACUUGCGCGUGUGUCCUCAGGGCUACACCUGCUGCACCAGUGAGAUGGAGGAGAAGCUGACCAACCUGAGUCGCGUCGACUUCGAGCGUCUGGUCAAGGAGGAGGGCCGCUCCCUCCAGAUCACCCUCAACACCCAGUACAAGAGCUUCGACAGCUAUGUGCUGGAGCUGAUCAACCACUCCGAGGCCUCGCUGCCACAGGUGCUGGGCGCGCAGUUCGAGCCCAACCAAGGCGUGCUGCAGGACCUCUUUGCGGACCUGCGGCGCUACUACCGCGGAUCCAACAUCAACCUGGAGGAGUCGCUCAACGAGUUCUGGCUGCGCCUGCUCGAGCGGCUGUUCAAGGCGGCCAACCCGGAGUUCCGCCUCUCCGACGACUACCUAGAGUGCGUCACCAAGCAGUCGGAGACGCUGCAGCCGUUUGGCGAGACGCCACGCGACUCGCAGCAGAAGGUGACGCGUGCCUUCGUGGCCAUGCGCACCUUCAUCCAGGGACUCGUCACCGGCGGCGAGGUGACACGCAGGGUCUCCCAGGUGCCUCUGAGCCAGGAGUGUGAGCGGGCCCUGAUGAAGCUGAGCUACUGCCCCCAGUGCCAGGGCAUGAGCUCUGCCAAGCCGUGCCGCGUCUACUGCCACAACGUGCUCAAGGGCUGCCUGGCCAACCAGGCCGACCUCAACACCGAGUGGAGGAACCUGGCAGAUGCCAUGCUGAAGAUCGCUGAGCGCAUCAAGUCUGCCGCCAUGGACCGGGUGAUCCAGUCGGUGCCCAUCUACAUCUCAGAGGGAAUCACCUACCUGCAGGAGAACCAGCCAGCCUUCCGCACCAAGGUGAUUCAGGCCUGCGGUCCCCCCACUGAGAAUGGAGAUGCCAGUGCCAUCCCAGACGAGAGGCCCCUGCCCGCAGUGGAGAAGCCCAGCACCACCGCAUCCCCCAAGAGCGAGAAACUGGUGAAUGACGUGUCGGACAAAGUGCGGUCCAUAAUGGAUCACUGGGUGAUCCUGCCCAGCAGGCUAUGUGCUGACAGGGUGGCGUCCGGGACAUCUGCUGAGGACAGCUGCUGGAACGGCCAGACCAAGGGCAGGUACCUCCCGGAGAUGAUGGGCGACGGCCUGGCCAGCCAGAUCAACAACCCUGAGGUGGAGAUUGACAUCACCAAGCCGGACAUGAACAUCCGUCAGCAGAUCAUGCAGCUGAAGAUCAUGACAAACCGUCUGAAGAACGCACUCAAUGGCAACGACGUGGACUUCCAAGACACCAGUGAUGAUGUGAGUGGUUCCGGCAGUGGGGGGUGCAGUGAUGACCUAUGUGGGCCUACCAUUGUGCGGGAGACAGUGCCAAAGACAGACCUGGCGAAAACGCAGGGCCCGCACGAGGGGCGGGUCAGGACGACAGGAGCAGCCAACCAGAGCCUCCCCAGCAUUGCCCUCUGCCUGCUCUCAUUGGUCACACUGCUGCUGCUUAGGCGAUAAUUGGCAUCCAUCUCCACCAAUGGGGGGACUAAGUUUGGGGGAAAGGGAAGAUAUGAAUGAGGGGGAAGGGAGGAAAAAGGGUUUGGGUUAGGUACUUUGCCAAAAAUGAUUCAAAUCUAAACAAGAAAGGUAACAAUUGACUUCCUUUUUGUCCCUUGGAAAGAACAAAAAGGAAUAUCAUUAGGAUUUCUGUUUUUGUUCUUUUUUCUGUUUUUUCCCUUAAUAUGUCAUGACUAGAGCUGGUCUUUUCGGUGGUCUAUUUUUGUUUGUGGUUUUUUGGUUCUUCGAAUCACAAUCUGUAUCUACGAAAUGGUAAAAUGGAAACCCCUAGAAAUAGAUCUAUAUAUCCGAUCCGACUAACCACAACAUGGGAGAGCUUCUUUUUGAGUGCUGAGUCAAAUUUUCACCUUUUUUGUCAAUGCAUCUUUGUUUGGCUCCUCAAGAAAACAGGCUUUAAAAUCAUUUAUUUAUUAGAGUUCAUAAAAGGGAGCACACCAUAGCAGAGUUCCUCAUCCAAAGUUUUUUUUGUUAAAUUUAAUUUCAGUUUUCAUUCGCAGAAGUCAUUUUGGUAGCUUCACCCAACUGAGGCCUGAUUUGUGGGGAGCUGAUAUUGAACACAGCCCUUUAAAUGCUCACUCUAUAUCUCACCUCUUGAGGAUGCUCAAACAGGCCAUUAUAAUUUGACCCAGCAGUCUUGCCAGGCCACACAAAGUGGACUAGUGAGGACUAUAAUCACCACCGCCUCCCCACCAACAUCUUUCACUUCACUAUAAGGGGGCAGGCAGCAAGAGCAUUAUGGGUGUUUUUCCCCAGAUAAAGAUGCUGACACAUACAUACUGCACACGCAUGCACGCACGCACACACGCAGGCACACGCACACACACACACACACACACGCACACGCACACACACGCACACACACACACACACACACACACACACACACACACACACACACACACACACACACACACACGCACACACACACACACACACACAAACACACAGUAUAGACACACUCGUUUGGAGAAUUGUUGAGAUCUCUGAAUAGUUCAGUUAGUGGGAGUUUUUCUGCAUUGGAAAAACUGAGCUUAGUCCUCUGUGCUCUGCAGAUAGAGGUACAGGUGUGGAUGGCCUGGCUUUCAUUAGCAAGGCACAUUUGCCCUUAUGGCUUCAAGGCAAGGCAAGGCAAGGCAAGCCUUCAAGAGAUGAAUACAUGUGUGUGGUGUGUGUAUGUGUGUGUAUGUGUGCGUGUGUGUGUAUGCGCGUGUGUGUGUGCUCGUGCAUGCAUGUGUGCGAGUGCAUGUGCCUGUGUGUUGUGUGUGUGUGUUUGUCUUAUCCCGAAGCUCUUGGUUUGCACAGCUGAGACAGCUGGGGAUCUGAAUAGGGGAGUCUACGUAAAGAGCGCUGCAGGUACUUUUAAGGCCCAUUAACAGACCAUCAGAACCACAGAACAGAAACACUGUCCCAGCUCAGUAGAAACCCCCCCCACCCCACCCAACCCAACCCCAUCCCACCCACACGACCCCCCAAUCCCCCUCCAGGCGGAGUCGAGAGAACGCACUGCACUGUAUAACCACUUCUUACAAACAAACAACAAAAAAUGUGUAAAUGCUUCUGAUUUGAUGCUUUUUGAAAUAGUUUAAAUUAGGGAUUAUACUUAUGUGAUGACAAAUGAAAUCUCUGUAUUUUCUUUUUUUUCAUGCUUUCUCUCUCUCUAUCACUCUUUCUCUUUCUCUCUAGAUCUUUUACUUUCGUUUUGCUAUCCAUUCUUUGUAACAUUCUCCUGUGUUUGAUGCCAACAUGCGAGCGUGUUCUUCCCAGUCAUUUGCUGGCACACACGCAAUGCUUUUAAACCUGUACUGCAAUGUUGUGAGAAUGUUUUUUUUGUUUGAUUUGAUUUGUUUUGUUUUGUUGAUUUGUUUUCUUUUUCUUUUAUUUGUACAAGUUUGCUGAAGAAGGUCCGUCAGUGGAACUGAUUGAACUCCGAGUGGUAAAGGGAUAUGUGUGUGUUUUGAGCCCCUCAUGGGCACUAAGGCUUUGUGAGAUGUGUCCCUUUCUGAUGGGGAUGAGAGCAUAGAGAAGAGUAUGUUUGUGUGUGAGUGUAUGUAUGUGUGUGGACAACGUGUCUCUUUGUAUAUGUGUAUCUGUGUCUGUGUAUCUGCGCGUCGGUGUCCUCACGUACGUAUAUGUGCGCAGCAGUGCGCAUCUGCUAUACGCGUGUGGAGGGAAUGCCUUUGGAAACGACUUCGCUCGGUCUCCAGUCACUCUUAGACCUCAGUGUCAAGACUGGCGGAAAGUAAACGUUAAGCGAAACUGGAGAAGGUCUAGCUUAGAGACGAGGGGGGCACCGAGGCAAGACUGCGGCAGCAUUGCAGUCAGUCAUACGUCAGACUAGCUAGCGAGGCCCGUUCUGUGGGCCUCCGUCAGCAGGUGUGUGUGUGUGUGUGUGUGUGUGUGUGUGUGUGUGUGUGUGUGUGUGUGUGUGUGUGUGUGUGUGUGUGUGUGUGUGUGUGUGUGUGUGUGUGUGUGUGUGUGUGUGUGUGUGUGUGUGUAUGUGUUUGUGUGUGUAUGAAAGAGAACGAGAGAUGCCCAUAUCUGUGGGCUCUGCCACCACAUGGGUGGUUUUAAUGUGGCAUAGCACAGCUGCCAAGCCCAGGGGUUCAAAGAUAGCCGCCCGCCUGACGCCAUCCGUCUUUGGCACUGUGGUGACGAGAUUUUGCCCCCCUCAGGUCGGCGCGCGUUUGUGCGCGUCUUCAAAAGAGGAAACGUUAACUCUUGUAACCUGUGCUGGGGGUCCCUGGUUUGAGCUGACUGUGUCAGCUUCUUGCAGUAUUUCCCCAUAGUGACAUUCCAAGGCAAAUUAUGUAUGGGAAAACAAAAAACAAGGAAAAAAAUCUAAAAAUACAUAAAUUAACAUAGAAACAAAAAAAGACAAAUAAGAUGUAACUUGUUACGUUUCGCACCAAUGGCUGUCCCUCUCUUUGUCUGUCAUGUCUCACUGCCAUUGGCUGACAAUUUGCACAACUUCUAUCCUUUCUCACCCUGCCCCUCCCCAAACCAAGCCAAACCAAACCAAUGUCUAUCUUUUCCCCCCCCCCCCCCCCAAACUAACCUCUGUCCUAUCUAACCUUCACAAACCAACCUCUCCUAUCUACCCCCUCCUCAUCCCAAACUAAUUCCUGUACUAUACCCCACCGCGUAAAAAACACCUUUUUAUCCUCUCUCACCCUCCCCAAACCAAACCAAACUGGUGCCCAUCCCCAUCCCCAUCCCCAUUCCCAUCCCCCCGCCCCUCUGCUCCCAAAGUUCAUUUCAAUUGCUGCACUUUUUAUGGCGCAUGUGGCCUUCCCAUCCGCGGGCUGGCGUCGGCUGCAUAACAACAUCACAGGAUUGGGGAUCAAUACUUGAGAAACACCCCGCAGAAAGAUCCAUCGAUCGGGACUCCGGUUUAUGUAUGCGGACAGGGGGUGGAUGCAGACUGGUGUUGGACGGGCUCCAUCCCAUGAGCAGUUCAAAAACAAAGAGGGAAAAAAAUAGAUAGAGAGAAAGAGCAGUCGGAAAAACCAGGGGCCCGGCAUGGCCUAGCCUCCCCCCGUCCCCCACCUCUGUCUAACGUUGAAUGUGGCUGGCAUUGAUGAAAAUGUGCCGAAUUUUUUGAGAAAACCAUUCUGAUAUAUAUAUUUUUUCUUUGUCUUCUAUUUUGUUGUUUUGAUGAGGAAAAAGAAACAAUAAACGAAACAAUAGAGAGUUUGUUUUUAUGGCCACAACAGAGCAAGGAAAUGAGGUUGGAAAAAAAUGAAAAAUUAUGUGUCAAAUUGCUGUUGUGUGUCCCUGAUGAUACCUUGUGUCAAUUAUAUACAUCAUUAAGAUUUUCAAGA
This is a messenger RNA of Engraulis encrasicolus (European anchovy), 5997 nucleotides long. RefSeq names its product glypican 1b (gene gpc1b). Gene Ontology annotation, molecular function: fibroblast growth factor binding. Gene Ontology annotation, cellular component: plasma membrane; synapse; cell surface. The transcript is spliced from 10 exons. Lineage: Eukaryota; Metazoa; Chordata; Actinopteri; Clupeiformes; Engraulidae. The record is from RefSeq and is a predicted model, not a curated record. The coding region runs from base 485 to 2116 and encodes 543 amino acids. Gene Ontology annotation, biological process: regulation of protein localization to membrane; negative regulation of fibroblast growth factor receptor signaling pathway; cell migration.